Molecule: messenger RNA, 1619 nt
Organism: Ceraceosorus bombacis
Lineage: Eukaryota; Fungi; Basidiomycota; Exobasidiomycetes; Ceraceosorales; Ceraceosoraceae
Source: the annotation of a GenBank genome assembly
AUGACUUCACGUAGCAAUGCAGACUUCGAUGGGCAAGAGGUGCUCGCAUUCGCCAUCGAAUUGGCCAAGAAGGCCGGAAAUGCCAUUCUGCAAGGCUCUCGGAACCGCAAGGCCAAGGCCGAAGCAGGUAAGAUGUUGCACAACAUAGCUAUUACCUCUGCUCUCAUUGGCUGACGAAAGCUCCUCUGGUGAUUUUUGCCAGACUGGGAAUCUCUGACAAAGAAGAAUACGGCUGAUUUGGUGACGGAGACGGACCAGGCGGUGGAGAAAUUGGUCAAGGAGACGAUUGCUGCCAAGUAUCCCAGACACAAGUGAGACAGACCCCACAUUCUCUGCAGUGUGUGCUUGGCAGAUCGGGAGCUGAACGUCAUACGGCUACCACGUUGGACCUGGACAGAUUCAUUGGCGAAGAGUCUUGGGCUGCGGGCGAGGAGGCAAAGCUGGACGAUGCACCUACCUGGGUGAGGCAGAAUUACGUACAGCAUGCGCAUCCAAGUCAGCUCACUCAUUUGUAUUGCUGUGCUUCUCGCAGAUCGUUGACCCGAUCGAUGGGACGACGAACUUUGUGACUGGCUUUCCCUUUUGUGCCAUUUCCAUCGGAGUGGCCUACAAGCAGCGUCCCGUCAUUGGUGUGGUGUGAGCUGCCCGGUGCGCAGAGCGACAGCGCACUUAUCACAGCUCAUGCCUCUUGAGCCGAUCUUCUUCUUCAGAUACAACCCUUUUCUGCGACGAUUGUACAGCGCAUGGAAGGGCAACGGUGCCCAUUUGGAAUACCUCGAUGAGAAGGGCACCCAGAUAGGACAGCCCUCCAAGCUGCCUCUCAAUCCCAUCUUUCCUUUGCCUUCGUUGCGCCAUGCCGUCGUGGCAGUCGAAUGGGGUAAGGUCCUUGUGCACCGCCUUCCAGCUUUUCCCGCGCGCAAUUCGCCUGACCUUUCGCGCAUUCACGCAGGCUCGGACAGAACGAAAGAGACGAUUGAGAAGAAGACGCUCAGCUUUGCGAGGCUCUGCGGUAAUCCGGAGGAAGGCGUGCAGGGUGGCCAAUUUGUGAGGGGCGUCAGAAGUAUCGGAAGCGCUGCGCUGAGCUGCUGUGCUGUUGCCGAGGGUGCUUUGGAUCUUUGGCAAGUGAGUGCUGGACGUGCUUCAGCCAUAGAGGCGUGAGCGCUGAGCACUUCCUUCAUCAUUGAUGAAUCAGGAAGUUGGAUGUUGGGCUUGGGGUAAGUUGAUUUCACUGGCCCCGCCAAAAAGCCGCGAUUCUGAUUUGAAGCGCUGUCACCUUGUCGCCUCACGCAGACGUGUGCGCGGGCGCCGUCAUUGCGCAAGAGGCAGGCGGAGCAGUCGUAGGCUCCAAACAAGCUUUCCUUUCGGGUGCUUCCAAAUUCAAUGAUGUGACGCCUGGUGAGCAUUUCCACCUAGCUCAAUGCACAGAACGUUGCUGAAAGCCUUUGCUGAUGAACGUUGGCUGCUGCGUGCACGUGCGCCACAUUCCAGAGGUUCUGCAGGGGCGAAAGUACGUCGUGAUCAGAGCCAUUGCGGAUUCGGAGGGCGAAAAGGGAAUCGAUGCCCAAAAACGAAUCAUCACAGACUUUUACGGAGCGCUGGAGGACUGGGAAGCCAAGUAG